AGAAUCUCCACCUUUUGCUUUCUCUAGCAUCAUCUUUUUCACUGUCUUCACUGGACUCGAUCACUGUGUGAGCUCUUCGCCAGAGAAAAUGACGGAGUGUGAUUUUGCUAAUCUAUUUCCUUCAACUCCUCCGCCACCUUCAUCACCGCCACAACCAUCCUUGCCGCCGUUUACUGGACCCAUUACUCCUCCGAGAAACCCAAGAGAUACCUGCUUUAGUUGUAGAAGGCCAGGCCAUUGGGCAAAAGAAUGCCCCAACAAAACCCCCAAGAAAUCGCAGACCUCCAGCCCUGGAUCAAGCUCCAUGAGUUCUUCUGGUUUGCCACUGAUUCGAUGCCGUUGUGGUGGAGGCACAUGUCCUGUUUUUACUUCCCGGACUCAGAAAAAUCCUGAUCGGAAGUUCUACACGUGCCCUGGCGAUAGAUCAUCGGCUAACUGUAAUUUUUUCAAAUGGUGCGAUGAAUUGAGUAUUAGAGCCCCUAUGUGCCCUUGUGGUGUUGGAAUUUGUAGUCUGAAUCUGAGUAGGGAAUCCACAGGCCCAAAUGGAGAGAAAUGGUACUUUGCUUGCCGGAUUAAGAAGAAUCAUGGAGCUUGCAGUUUUUUCCAGUGGGCUGAUUUUGAAGUAAAUACAAUGAUGAAAAGACAUGUGCAUACUGCAAUUAAUGAAUUAGACAAUAAAGAGGUGAGUUCUAACAUACUGCCAGAGUUGCCUGUUGUUGGGGCUGAUGAAAAUGCCACAAAUCUGCCAACCUCUGUUACUUCAGAGCCAGAUGAAGUUUCCAAUGGGGACCUCAUCAUGCAAGAUGUGGAGUCAAAGGAUCAACUUCAAGUUCUCAAUCCAACCCAUCAAUCACAGAAUCAUUGCCUGAAAGUGUUGAAGAGACAAAUUUCUGGCUCGGGGAGGACUAUAACUCAAGAUGUUAUUUACCAGGUUUUAGGUCUUCAUGGCUAUGGCUGGUUGGGUCGGCUCGCUUUCCCUCCAUCUCAGGGCAUAAAAGAUCUCCCUGUCUUGCCCAUCCUUUGUUGUAUUUUCCCUUCCUUUGACCCUGUUACCAUUUUGGAAGAUGUAAAUAUUUCUGAAAUUGAAGAAUCAUUUCCCUUAACAGAUAGUGCUUCAAAUACUGCAACUGAUAUGCCACUGUCUCCUAAUCCUAGACAGGACACUCAGAUUUUAGGUGGUGCUUUUGAAGAAGCUUCAGGGCUCAAUGAGCCUUUUGGUAUAACACAAGAUGAAUCAAAGUCGAUCUUGAAGGAAUAUGGGCUAGCUCUUCUUAAUACUCUCGAGUCUAUGAGCCCAGUCCGUCAUGGAGCGAUGGUUAAGGUGGCAGAAGCCACUUUGAAGACCUUACAGAAUCUUUCCAUUGAAUGUGGUCCCUUUGGAGAGAAUGUGAAGGAAUAUAUUCACAACAGAUCAAAACUGGCUUCAAUUGAAAUAUCUAUGUCCAAAGGCCUUUCUUCUCAAGAACUAACCAAGGUGUUUGACAGUGAGAAAGUUCAGUAUGACAAUGUUUCUCGUCUCCAUGCAGAGGCAGCAACUGCUUAUCGGGCUUCAAAUAAUCACCUUCAGUCACUCCAGGAAGAAGUUUCAAGGGUCAAGACCAUGCUUCUUCAACUUGAGAAACAAUUGUUUUCUUGUGAGACAGAGACAUUGGCGCGCAAAACUCGUGUUGAUGAAAUUUCUGAGGAUAUGUUAGAGGCAAAGAAAAGUAUGGAGGCUGCUUCUGAGAAGAUGAAAGAAGCUUUAGAACUGGAACGGCGGAGAGACUCGGUGAAUUGUGCAGCGAAGGCAGCGUUGGAGACCGCAAGAGUUUGGCUGGAAAAGUGAUAUGUCAAAUGUUAUUUGGGAAUCUGAUUAUGCAACGGUACCGAGUAUGUAAAAUAAGUUGUUUGCAUGUCAACUAUGUAUAGAACAUGAUUGUAAGUUAUGUAAAUUAUGAUGUUGUGGGAAUUGCAGGAUGUGUAUCCACCUUUGUCUUCCUCUCCUUUCAUUAAGAUUGUAGAAAAAGCAGGAUUUUAAUGAUUGGAUUGGAGUGACCUAUUAGAUGCUGCGGAAAUUGCAGUGGCAACCUUAGCUUUUAUAAUUUGCGUGAUGUAUCUUUCUAAUACAAAUGAUUUCAGUA
This is a messenger RNA of Manihot esculenta (cassava), 2120 nucleotides long. RefSeq lists its product as uncharacterized. Gene Ontology annotation, molecular function: zinc ion binding; nucleic acid binding. The transcript has 5 exons. The coding region runs from base 89 to 1825 and encodes 578 amino acids. NCBI's taxonomy places the organism in Eukaryota, Viridiplantae, Streptophyta, Magnoliopsida, Malpighiales, Euphorbiaceae. The record is from RefSeq and is a predicted model, not a curated record.